AGUAUUUUAGUUUGAAACGCGAUCGUGAUCUGAUCAUAUCAAGUAAAAAGAAGCUUUUGUAAGGAAGUGUGUUACGAGUAGAGAAAAAAGACUUGAAUAGAAGUCCAUCGUCGAUUAAAAAGAAAGUUCUUAAUAAAGUGAUAAAUUUUGGAAAUAGUACCAAGACAGUACUUGAAUUUAAUAAGAAGAAAUCUAAAAGAGUUUACGUAUCUUUUGUAAGAGUUGUAAUAAAAUACAUAUAAAAAUGGCAUUCAAUAAAUAUUACUUGGUUUCUGUGAUCGUUAUUGUAUUCUGUGCAGUGUGGUGUAAUGCAGCCACUUAUUCAGAGCCAGCUGCUGUUAAUCCUGCCCACCCUGGUAAAUGCUUUGACAAAAUUACCAAUCGUCCAAUGCUUCCUGGCAAGGAAUAUAAACCAAAAGGAAUUUGUGCUGCUAUGACAUGUGAUAUUGAUGCUAAACAAAUCAACAUUGAAACUUGCCCAGACAUUGAAGCUCCUGGCUGUGUACAACUUCCAGCCGACCCACGCCUUUCAUUCCCCAAGUGCUGCCCACAAUUUGUGUGUAAAGAUGAAAAUGGCAAUGAAGUAACAUUGGACAUGACAGAUUAGAUGAUUUACAAGAAAGAGCUGUAUCUAUAAGUCAAAACGACUCCACUAAAGGCUAAGUUUAUUCAUCAUAUCACAACAUAAAACUCUAUCUUCUACCUCUCACAUACGCGCAUUUAUAUCAUGCAUUCGCAAGCAUUUGAAAUUUUCUAUAUAAUAAAUUAUUUUAACGGUUCCCUUAUAUUGCUGGGAUUAUCGAUUUUUAUUUUGUAUAGUGUAUUCAAGGAUAUACUAUCAUUACUGUAAUAUUAUUUAUAAUAUAAUAAUAUCAAAAACAAUGAACACAUGUGUGUUUUCGGUCGAUGUAAUUGUCAUUUUUGGGUAUUUUAAAUUAAAAAGCAAAAUUGAUUAAAAAUUAAAAAAAUAUUUGAAUGUCAAAGCAAGGUCAUUCAGUAGUCAAUUGUGCAAAACCGUAUUUCAACCAAAUAUACAUCACCAUUGUAUAUUUAGCUGUGAUUGAAAAGAAUGUUCUUUUCGGAGAUAUGAGUGCAGACAAAUUGACUAUGGGUUACCUUUGCUAAUUAUAGAACCAUUUCGAAUAUGUCUAUUUACUUUUUAUUAUAAAAGUAAAUUUCAUGAAAUGAAUAUAAAAAAAAAACAAAAAUAUAAAAAAAUAUCAACAUAAAUUCGAGAAAAUUAUGUAAAUCAUUUUCCUAAAUUAUUAUUCAUUUGCAUUCCUGAUUACAGUUUGUUUUUUGAGCAAAAAAUUUAAAACUUUUUCAAAUUAAAUUCAACAAUUCUAAAGAAACUAUAGAUAAAUAACAAAAAAAAAGAGCUAAAUAACUGCAAUUGCAAUAUUUUUGGUUGGCUAUAAAAUGCUUCUCUAUUUCAUCACUAAAACAUGUUCUGAAACAUUUUUAUUAUUAAUAAUUUAAAUAUGAGAUGUAUGCGAUAUUUGCAAUGAUACCAAAUUAUGCUAAUUAUUUAAUGGAAAGAAAGUGCAGAAAUAAUAUUUAGUAAAAUAUUAUUCUGAUUUUAGAUAAUGUGUAUAUUUAAUUUCUUAU
Hermetia illucens (black soldier fly) is the source of this 1608-nucleotide messenger RNA. RefSeq lists its product as uncharacterized. The record is from RefSeq and is a predicted model, not a curated record. Bases 245 to 607 code for a protein of 120 amino acids. The transcript has 3 exons. NCBI's taxonomy places the organism in Eukaryota, Metazoa, Arthropoda, Insecta, Diptera, Stratiomyidae.